This is a messenger RNA of Venustampulla echinocandica, 1326 nucleotides long. RefSeq lists its product as uncharacterized. Gene Ontology annotation, molecular function: RNA polymerase II C-terminal domain phosphoserine binding. Gene Ontology annotation, cellular component: Cdc73/Paf1 complex; nucleus. The record is from RefSeq and is a predicted model, not a curated record. Gene Ontology annotation, biological process: transcription elongation by RNA polymerase II; positive regulation of transcription elongation by RNA polymerase II. The transcript is spliced from 2 exons. NCBI's taxonomy places the organism in Eukaryota, Fungi, Ascomycota, Leotiomycetes, Helotiales, Pleuroascaceae. Bases 1 to 1326 code for a protein of 441 amino acids.
AUGUCUUCUUCAGAAGAUGAGGUAAUGAACAAUGAGGUGGAGGCCGAUGAUGACCUGUUUGGCGAUGAGGACGAGGAGGCACCUGUCGACAAGCCACGCGAAUUGAGUGACGAAGAGCUUGAUUCUGGAGACGACGAGGACAGGGCCGACAGAGAACGCAAAGAAGGCAGCGGUGACAUAGAUGAAGGCCCAUCAAAGGAGUUGCGAAUUUCAGAGCAAACCGUGUGGAGGCAUCCGCUUCCUAAGCCGGUCGAUAACGAGUUCAAUGCCCUACGAUUGCCCAAAUUCCUUGGUAUCGAGCCUCGUGCUUAUACGCCAGAUAGCUUCAAGAUUCCAGUAACCGAUCAUCACUCGGAUAGAAAAUCUGCCGAUUUCUCUGCCGCUGGAACCGCUGCAACCACUAUGCGCUAUCGCAAAGAUCCAUCCACAGGAAAGCUUGAGAGUAAUACAGUUGUGUACAAAUGGAGCGAUGGAAGCACGACGAUUUCCGUGGGUGACCGACACUAUGAGCUUCAAACCAGACCUUUAGCACCGCCAAAGGACGGCAAGCAAUAUCAGGAGGUCCUAGAUUCGCACUCGUACGUUGCAUCGCCAUCAAUGGCUGCGCAGGUGUUGGUUUUAUUUGGGCAUAUGACAAACCAGUAUACUGUAAAGCCAAACAAAGACAUCGAGAACGAGGCCCUUGAGAAGCUCCAGAAGAACCUAGCAGCCGCAGCUCAGAGAGGACACAAGGCCAGCGAUAAGACCGGGCCUGAACUAAUGAGCACCACACAAGAUCCCGAGCUUCAAAGAAAGAGGGCUGAGAUGGCCGAAAAAGAACGGAUGAAAGCUCAACGCCGGCGUGAGGCAGCGGCCGAGAAAGCAACACUAGGGGGCAGGGGACGCGCGGGUGGUUUGACUGUAGAUGACCUUGAGGGCCGGGGCGGUAGAAGAGCUCCCGGGCCUGCUCGGAAAGCUGCUGGUGUUAAACGACCGAGACGCCGCCCAGAAUAUGAUUCAGAUGACGAUCUACCCCGUGGUAGAUACAGGGAGGAUGAGUACGACAAGGAGGAUGAUUUCCUGGCUUCUAGCGACGAAGAACUUGAGGAAGCUGGGGGAGAUGAUGACGAUGAAGAGGAAAUACUCGACGAUGAAAGUGAAAGGGAUGAGCCAAAAGCAAAGAAGCGGAAAUCUUCAAAAGCGGAGGAGGCCAGCGAUGCGGACGCUGAUGCGGAAGCUGAUCUUGAUGACGACGAGUUGCCUUCAGCCCAAGCCGCCACUGAAGCUCCGUCAGGCAGAGGUAGGAAGCGGAACAUAAUUGAGGACGAUGAGGAUGAGGACGAGUGA